Messenger RNA from Aquila chrysaetos chrysaetos, 2817 nucleotides. Its product is annotated as cadherin-related family member 5-like. Lineage: Eukaryota; Metazoa; Chordata; Aves; Accipitriformes; Accipitridae. The record is from RefSeq and is a predicted model, not a curated record. Gene Ontology annotation, molecular function: cadherin binding; calcium ion binding. Gene Ontology annotation, biological process: cell-cell junction assembly; adherens junction organization; calcium-dependent cell-cell adhesion. Gene Ontology annotation, cellular component: adherens junction; membrane; catenin complex. The coding region runs from base 166 to 2817 and encodes 883 amino acids. The transcript is spliced from 18 exons.
CCGGCCCGGGCAGGGGCAGCAGCGCCGGGGGCGGCGGCGCCGGGCAGGGAGCGGUGCCGGCCUGGCGCGGGCGCAUCGCCCCCCCCCGCAUCGCCGGGGGCCGGCCGACCCCCAGCCAGCGAGGCCGGCUGCCACCGAGGCCCCCGUCCCCGGUCCCCGGUCCCCAUGGCGGCACCGUCCUGCCCGGCCCUCCUGGCCACCUGCCUGGCACUGCAGCUGGCCACAGCAGCCCGGGGUGACGGGUGCAGCGGCUUCGGGAACCUGUUCACGGAGAUCGCGGAGAACAGCGCCCACGGGAGCCUGGUGGCCCGGCUGCCGGCGGCGGGGGACGCGGGCAGCGCCGGGCUCCAGCUCUGCCUGGCCGGCGCCGACGCCGCUUGGUUCUACCUGGACGGCCGCAGCGUGCGGCUCAACGUCUCGGCCGGGCGGGCCCUGGACCGCGAGGAGCUGGAGUCCCCAGUGCUGAUGGUGGCCCUGACGUGCACCGAGGACGGCUUCUCCCCGGUCGAGUACCGGAUCAUCGUCCAGGUCCUGAACGAGAACGACAACCGGCCCCACUUCCAGGGGGCCACCGUCCUCACCCACAACGUCAGCGAGCUGGCGGCGGUGCACUCGGUGGUGUUCAGCACACAGGCGGAGGACGCGGACGGGGACACGCUGAUGUACGUCAUCGACACGGCCUCGCCCGACGCCAGGUUCUUCCGCAUCGACCUGCCCAACAGCGGGAAGGUGGUGCUGGCGCGCGCCCUCGACUUCGAGAGCAGGCAGCACCUGGAGGUGGUGGUCACCGCCGUGGAGAUGAACACCAAGGAGCGGUUCAACGCCUCCGCCCGCGUCCGGGUGAACGUGCUGGACGGGGAUGACCAGUACCCCCAGUUCCUGCCCUGCACCCCCCGCACCCACCACGGCCUCACCAUCUGCACCAGCCCCAUCUACACCGCCAAUGUCACCGAGGGCCAGCUCCAGGGGGGUCCCCUGAGCUUCAGCCCCGGCUCCGUCUACGCCGAGGAUGGGGACAGGGGCUUGAGGGCGGCCAUCACCUAUUCCCUGCUGGCAGGCCGGGAGAGCGGCCGCUUCCACAUCGACAACAUGACGGGGGCCAUCACGCUGCUGCGGGCUGUGGAGAGCAGCCGGAGCACCCCCGCCAUCAGCCUCAGCGUCAUGGCCUCGCAGGUGAACGACGCCAACAAGUACGCGGUGACGCAGGCGGUGGUGCGGGUGCUGGCCGCCAACCGGCACCCGCCGCGCUUCGCCCACCCGACGUACCGAGCCUUCGUCCCCGCCGGCGCCCGCGAGGCCGCCCUCCUCCUCACCUUCGGCGGCCACGUGCUGGCCCUGCGCGCCCACGACCCCGAUUUCCCCGAGGGAGUGAACCCCCAGGUGCGGUACAGCCUGCGCCCCGGUGCCAACCACAGCCAGCUCUUCCAGGUGAUGCCCAACGGGCUACUGGUGGCCCGCGCGGACCGCCUGCGCCCUGCCCAGACCUACCGCCUGCAGGUGCUGGCGAGGGACGAGGAGUCGGGGGAGACCUCGAACACCACAGUGGAGCUGGAGGUGCUGUGGCCGGGGCAGGCGGCCCCCCGGGACCCCUCGGAGGUGGGGCCAGGCCGGAGCCCCCUGAAUAUGGGGGUGCUGGCGGGGGGGCUGGGGGCCCUGCUGCUCCUCACCGCCGCCAUCCUCUUCCUCAUCAUGAGGGCGAUGAAGAAACGCCAGCGGCAGCAGGAGACAGCCGACCGGGCGGCACUGGCUAUCGAGAAACACCCCAACGUGAGCCUGAGGUGGUUCCAGCCGGUCCCUGCCAGCAAGUCAUCCCCGAGCCCCUCCAGCCUCUACUACCCCAACGAGGGGUACAGCGAGGGGGGCGAGGCCCCCCCCCCCCCGCCACCCCCCCCCACCCCCGGCCCCCCAGCCCCCCCCCGCCCCCAAACCUCAGGCCAACUCAGUGGGGCGGCCGGGGGGAUCCCCGGGGGGGUCCCCGGAGGGGUCCCCGCCCCCCCCGCCGGCCAGCCCCAUCCCCCCCCGCCCCCCCAGCCCGGCCGAGGCUUCGGGGGGGGGACAGGGAGGGGGGGGGGCAGCCCCGGCUCGGGGGGGCGGAGGGGGGGCCCUCCGGGGGGGGCUGCCGGCGCUGGAGGAGGUGAGCGAGGAGAGCCUGGAAGAGGGGGCGGGGGGGGACCCCAGGGUGCCCCCCACCCUGCUGCAGCUGCUGGAGGACUCCAUCGAGUGCUGAGGGGGGGGGCGCUGGGGGGGGGUCGGGGGGCGCGGGACGGCUUCGGUGCGGCUGCUGUCGGGAUGGCACCAAUAAAGACCCGGAGCGGCAGCGGGGGCUCCCUGGGGGGCUCGGAGAGGGGCCGGCAGUGCGCGUCGCCCCCCGUCCAAACCUCCCCUUGCCCCCACCCCCCCCCUCCGUGCCUCAGUUUCCCCCGUGCCGUGGGCGGGCCCCCACGGCGGUGGGUGGAGCCGAGGGGGAGGGGCCGACCCCUCCCACGCCCACCCGAGGAAGGAGCAACCGGAGCGGCCGGGGCCCCGGCGGCCCACGCCGGCAGCGGCACCCACGACCCCGGGCACCCCACGGGCACCCCACGGGACUCGGCACCCCCGGGGUACCCCCUCCCCCCUCGUCCCCCCCCUUCCCCUUCCUCCCCUUCCCCCCCCUACCCCACGGGUGCCCUCCACCCCUCCCACUCCAUGGAGGCCCCCCCCGACCCUCCGGCGCGGUCCCCCACGGAUGUCGGGGUCCCCCACGCGGGACACGGUCACGAGACGGCGGCGCAGCGCUGCAGCGCCCGGCUGCUGCGGGCCGGGCAGGAGGGCAGGUAG